AUGGCCCAGCGAAAUGUGAACAAAAGAAAAGCACUCCUCUCAGAAACUGACGCCAUCAUUCCACCAUCUGUAUUGUUAUCCCCAAAAAAUGUUUUAGCGAGAGCGUCUUCGACACCGGAAAUAAUAUGUUCUGUUAACGACUCGUCAAAUAGCAACAUGAUAGAGGAAAAGGACUCGUGCAAAAAAAAGUAUAGAAGGCCUGGGAGUGUAAGCUUUCAUCCCGACAUAAGACUAUACUACUCUGCAACGACCAACGACUUGGAGGAGGUUAAAAUGUUGGUAGAGUCAGGAAUGGCGGAUGUCAACGCUAAGACUCCGGCCGAAGGAGCCACCGCGUUACACGGAGCCGCCUACGAAGGAAACCUUGAAUGCCUGCAGUAUCUUCUUGACAACGGAGCUGACGAGAAAAUACACGAUGAUGACGGUUGGACGGCGCUCCACGCGGCUGUCUGUGGAAAGAGCAAAAAAUGUGUUUCACUUUUGCUGAAAGCAAACUGGGACCCGUUCGCUGAAAAUGAGGAUGGACUUACGCCAUUUCAGAUGGCCGUGGAAAUUGGGAAUGAUACACUUUUACGACAAUUUCUAAAGAGGUUUAACUCUUUGAUGAAGGAUGAUUCUGUUCCAGAGACUUCAGUGUAA
This is a messenger RNA of Porites lobata, 639 nucleotides long. NCBI's taxonomy places the organism in Eukaryota, Metazoa, Cnidaria, Anthozoa, Scleractinia, Poritidae. The record is from the annotation of a GenBank genome assembly.